AUGGGAGACCCGCAACUAAGUGGAAACACACUAUAUGAAGACAUACCUAUAGUAUUAAAAGGACUUGAGUACAAGCUGGAAUAUGUACUGGCAGCGAACACCAUACUUGACUUGUCAAGUAACAAUCCCAGUGGUCAGAUACCAGAAAGCAUAGGGAAUUUGAGCAGUCUGAGAUUAUUAAAUCUAUCUGGAAACCAAUUGGAAGGUGACAUACCAGCUUCUCUUGGGCGGAUAUGGACUCUGGAGCAGUUGGACUUGUCUAAAAAUAAGAUGAGAGGACACAUUCCUAAGGAGAUCUCUUUAUUGUCCCUUUUAGCCUACUUGAAUCUAUCAUCUAACAGGCUCUGUGGACAGAUAUCUAAAGGAAUGCAGUUAGAGACAUUCACUGCCAGGUCAUUCCAGAAUAAUCUUCCAUGUUUAUGUGGGGGCCCUCUACAGAGUUGCAGCACAAAAAACCAAACAGGCAUGGGCGCAUUACCCUCGCCUUCAGAAGGUAAAGAAACAUCAAUAUGGAGUAGGAUUGAUGAAAAAGUGUCCAUUGUUGCUGUUGGGUUGGGUUGGGCUUCGGGAUUGCAUUUGGUGGAGCAAUGUCAGUGA
Molecule: messenger RNA, 597 nt
Organism: Cryptomeria japonica (Japanese cedar)
Lineage: Eukaryota; Viridiplantae; Streptophyta; Pinopsida; Cupressales; Cupressaceae
Product: receptor-like protein 33
Exons: 1
Coding region: 1-597 (198 amino acids)
Molecular function (GO): protein binding
Source: RefSeq, a predicted model, not a curated record